Molecule: messenger RNA, 4224 nt
Organism: Closterium sp. NIES-65
Lineage: Eukaryota; Viridiplantae; Streptophyta; Zygnematophyceae; Desmidiales; Closteriaceae
Source: the annotation of a GenBank genome assembly
AUGCCUCUCGGUUCUGCGGAAUCUCAAGACGAGGAGCGCAGACACAUGCCGCCGUCCGCGCAUGCACCCCUUUCCGCGCAUGCGCCUUCCGCCGCGCCCUCCGCGCAGGCACCCGCGCUGAUGCCCCUCCCGAACGGCGCGCUGUUCGGUUCUGCCGUGCCCCUGCAGCAGCAGCAGCAGCUGCUCCAGGCGCGCGACGGGGAGGGCGCGCAAGCGCAACUCCAUGCACCGCAGCAGGGGCUGAAAGCGCCGCAGCAGGCGGGCCAGCCCGGGUUCUUCAACGGUCACCAGACAGAAUCUCUAGGCAGUAAUGUUCACAAUCCGAUUCGUGGAUCGGGGUUUGGGGGAACGGUUGGGGCGGAGGGAGGCGCUGCGCCCGCGGAGCAGUCAGGCGUGCGGGCGGCGGAGCAGCAGCAGGGACAGGCGCAGCCCGCGCAGCUUGCGCAGCAACAACAUCCGCAGUUUCUACAGCCACAGUCGUACCAGCCCGCGCAAAUCCCGACGCAGUACCCACCGCAGUACCCGUUUGCGCAAGGGAUGUCCCCCGCGGAGGUUCAUCCGCCAAUGGAGCCGCUUCCGCCGCUACUUCCGCCCCCCGCCAACCUCAACUCUUCCGCCACCGCCGCACCGUCGUUCCCGUCAAUCGGCCGCCCCCUUCCUUCACUUGCGCAGAACACCCGCGGGCUCCCUUUUGGCGGAACGGGCGCAACCGGAGCAAGCUCCACGGGGAACGUCGCGGGAGCCGCCGCGCCGCCGCCGACCACCACCGCUAACUACACGACUCCCGCGGGCCGGUUGCGCGUGGGUUCUCACCUUCCGCUACUCGGCGGUAGGUUCCGUUUCCGCGCAACGAUCUCGGAAGGUGGGUCUGCGCGCGUGUUCGAGGCGGUGGAUACCGCUGGCAGCUCCGCAGCUGGCGCAAGCGGAGGGGGCGCGCUCGGGGGAUUACCAACGGCGUCGGAUCUUCAACGGGCGUCGAAUCAAAACCAGAGUCAGCUACAACCGACCGUUGUGAUCAAGGCGAUGCACCGGCAGUAUCGUGAGGUGGGACGGCAGGAGCUACAGCUGCUACAUAUUCUCAACUCGCUUCUGCCGGCCGCGGUUGGCGGCGCAGAAAACGGAAGCGCGGAGAACGGGGAUCGAGAGCCGGACGGUUGUCCGGUAGUGCGGUUGAUCGAACCUGGAGGAUUUGAUUUUUCCGGACACAUGUGUUUGGUGUUGGAGAAGCUUCACGGGUCGCUCCUUGAUUACCUCUGUCGCCGGGCCGUUGAAGACGCCUCCGCGAAACCCGCCGGAUCAGCCGCCGCGUCUCCCGGUGGCGCGUCCGCAUCUUGCAAUUGCGCGGAGAACUCUGUCGAGGAGGGCGCGCGGAGCGGACCAGUUGCGCGCGCACCAGCGUUCCCCGACAGAGUGGAGGACGUCCGCGCGGUUGCGCGCCAAGUGCUCACGGCGCUCGCGGCGGUCCAUUCGAUCGGGUUCAUCCACGGGGAUAUCAAGCCCGAAAAUAUCCUCCUUGCUGCGCCGAUUCCAAGCGGAACCACCGCGGUUGCUGCAGGAGUGUCGGGUUCUGGGGGGCGGGUUUGCCCUGUGCAUUCCCCGCGGCCGGCGCCGUUGAAUAUCAAGCUCGCUGAUUUUGGAAAUUCGUUCAUGCAGCGGCAGGUGAAGGAUUUGUGUCGGGAUUUUGAUGUUCAGACGCUCGCGUACCGGGCACCUGAAGUUUUGCUCGGGCUGCCAUUUGAUAAGAGUAUCGAUCUCUGGUCUCUGGGGUGUGUUCUUUCGGAGCUCGCGAUUGGCCGGUUGCUUUUCGUCUGCGAUUCGCCCGCGCAGCUGCUUCGCCAGAUGGUGGAGAUGCUCGGGUUACCUCCUCCUGCGAAGCUGUUUCGCAACGGAAAGCUCUUCCCGCAGCUUGCGAGGAGCGCGCGUGUAUACCCGUCGCAGCAGCUGGAGGAGAUCGCAGGAGAUGCGGAUGGCGAGGGUGGGAAGGCUGCGGGCGACGACGACGCAGCGGAGAAGAAUCAUGCGACAAUUCGGCGUGGUCGACUUGGCCGGAUGCUGUUACAACACGAUCCUCUCAUGGCGGAGCUCAUUUUCUCCUUGAUGGAGUACGACCCAGCUAAACGCCCCUCUGCUCAGCAGGUGGCGCUUCCAUCUCCUGCUGCCGCUGGUCCUUCUCCGGGGAAUGGGAAUGCGGCGGGUGGGAGUGUGGGGGGUGGAAACGGGGGAAGUGGGAAUGUGGUGGCAGGAAGAGAGGCUGUGGGAGGCGGAGGGGUCAGCAACCCCCCUCACCGUAUCACCCAACUCCCCUCCCUCACCCCCCUCCCCAACCCCGCCCUUCCCCUCCCCGCUCCGCGCGGCCCCCCCGCCACCCUCCCCCCUGCAUCUGCGCCCUCCCCUUCUUACCCCCCCUCCCACCCCCCACAAACCCCCGCUCUCCGCCCCUACCCUUCCACACCUUACACUCACCCCCAAACCCAUCCCAACCACCUCACCACCCCUGCCGCCACGCCCGUUACAAGCACACCCGCGUCUCUCCCUCCUCCGGUCUGCCCCUCCCCGUGCAUUCUCCCUGCCGCCGCUGCUUCCUUCCCAAACCCCCAGCAGCAGCAGCCCUCCCGGUCCCUCUCUCUCUCUGCUGUUGCAAGCCCUGCAAACGCAACCACGGGGAAGGAGCAAGGACAGUUUUACAGAGGCACGAGCAACUAUGGAAGCAUGAUGCAGCAAGCGCCACAAGAAGGGGGAAGCCAAGGGGGAGGCCAAGGGGGAGGCCAAGGGGGAGGCCAAGGGGGAAGCCAAGGGGGAGGCCAAAGGGGAGGCCAAGGGGGAAGCCAAGGGGGAGGGCAAGGGGGAGGGCAAGGAAGGACCCUCAGCUCGUCCGCCUCUGCACCUGCGCACGGGUCAAUGCUACUUUCAGCCGCUGCCUCUGCUGCUGCUGCUGCUGCGGCUGCUGCUGCUGCUGCGGCUGCUGCUGCUGACGUUUCUUCUGGUGCCAAUAUCGGAUGUGCUAAUAACGGAGAUGGAGGUGGAGCAAGCAGUGGUGCUGCUGCUGCUCUCCCCGUCGGCAUAGCCACUCCGUCUUAUGUCACACCCGCUGCAGCCACACCAGCUGCCGCUCAAACGCCCACCACUCCUGCUCCCACGCUUCAACACUUCAUGGGCCCUCCCUCUGCUGCUUCUUCUCCUGCAGUUGCGGCUGCUGCUGGUGGCGCUGGUGGUGGUUGUGCAGCAGCAGGUGGGCGGUGUUGCUCGUCCGCACAUGCCGCCUCACCUUACCCACUCCCAGUCGUUCCCUACCUCUCACCCGUCUUCCCAUCCUUCCUCUUAUCCUUCACCUCACUCUCAUUCCCGAGGGCGGCUCUCCCCUCACGUUCAACACACCUCUUCUCCUGCCUCUUCCGUUUCUCAGCACCAAAACUAUCAACAGCAGCAGCAGCAGCAGCAGCAGCAGCAGCAGCAGCAGCAGCAGCAGCAGCAGCAGCAGCAGCAGCAGCAGCAGCAGCAGCAGCAGCAGCAGCAGCAGCAGCAGCAGCAGCAGCCGCAACAGCAACAGCAACAGCAACAGCCGCAACAGCAACAGCAGCAGCAGCAGCAGCAGCAGCAGCAGCAGCAGCAGCAGCAGCAGCAGCAGCAGCAGCAGCAGCAGCAGCAGCAACAACAGCAAUACCAGCAGCAGCAAUACCAGCAACAGCAACUGCAGCAGCAACAGCAGCAGCAGCAGCAGCAACAGCAACAGCAGCAGCAGCAGCAGCAACAGCAAUACCAGCAGCAGCAAUACCAGCAGCAGCAACAACAGCAAUACCAGCAGCAACAGCAGCAGCAGCAGCAGCAUCAACAGCAACAGCAGCAGCAACAGCAACAGCAGCAGCAGCAGCAGCAGCAGCAGCAGCAGCAGCAGCAGCAGCAGCAGCAGCAGCAGCAGCAGCAGCAGCAGCAGCAGCAGCAGCAGCAGCAGCAGCAGCAGCAGCAGCAGCAGCAGCAGCAGCAGCAGCAGCAGCAGCAGCAGCAGCAGCAGCAGCAGCAGCAGCAGCAGCAGCAGCAGCAGCAGCAGCAUCAGCAACAGCAACACCAUCACCAGCAGUAUUACCACCAGCAGCAGCAGCAGCAGCAGCAGCAGCCGUUGGCCUCUCACCCUUCCUCCUGUCAGGCUCCUGCCAGUCCCGUCAGCAGCGCCUCUACUGCUUUCCGCCCCGCACCCUCUCCCGCCCUCCGCCCUGCCCCUGCCCCUGA